AAUAACUUAUGUUUGCACUAUAAAUAACUGAUUGUAGAUUCAUUGAAGAUGUGGAUUAAGUAUAGAGAUUUGAUAAUGCAAGAAAUCUAUGUUUAAAAAGAAGAGGAGAAUUCGAUACAGUUAAUGUGAAUUUGAAUGUGUAAAUAAAAAAUUAUAUUGAUGGAGAAGUAAUAUCUUAUUAUUAAAUAGGAUUAAUAUUUAAGAGAAGUUUAAGUAAAAAGUGAUUAAGUGAAUUAAUAAGUUAUGGAUGGUAUAAAAUUAUUAGAAGUAAUAAAAAAAUGAGUUAUGUUUAGUAAAUAAAAGUACCAACUCAUAUUGAUUAAGAAUUGAAUUCUGCUUAAAAAGAAUUUAAAACUAUUGAAUAGAAAUUAAAAUAAACUGAAGAAUUAAAAAAAUGGGCUAUAGAAGAGAAUUAGAAAUAAAAAGCUAAAUUAAUAAAACUUGUUGAAGAAAUUUAACUUUCAAUACUAAGUAUAAUGAUAUAUAAAACAAAAAGAUAAACUUGAUGUUCCUGAACCAGAUAAUAAAACUGGAAUUAUUUUUAAUUGGGUGAUAGGUUGUUUAAUUAAAAAAAAGAAAGGACCAAUAUAAUUAGCAGAAGAACUUAAAUUAAAAGUUGAAAAAAUUUAAUUAUAACCUGAAUCAAUAAUAAAUUAACCAGCACCUCCUUAAAGUGGAGGAAUAUUUGCUUGUGGAGGUAGAAAACCAUUAUAAAGUUCAAGACCAAUAAAAAGAGUUGCAUUAUCAGAAGAUGAAUCAAAAAUGUAUGAAAAUUUAUUUGCUUGGAGAGCAAUUAAAUAAUAUAUAUUUCAUUAAGAUUUUAAAUUUUAAGAUAAAGUUACUUAAUUUAUAUAAGAAUAUGAUAAAUUAGAAUCCUUUUAGAUUAUGUUAGUAGAUGAAAUGGUUUCAGAAAAAAAAGAAAUAAUAAAAGGAAUAUUUGAUAUUGAUAUUAAAGAUUAAGCAAGAAUUCUUAUAGAAAUAAAUGAAAUAAUAUUAUAUUUGUUGAAGGAAAAAGAGAAUGAAGAAGCUGAAAAACUAAAAGAGUAAGGAAUAGAAUAAUUGGAUUAAGGAAUAAGAUAAAAAGAAGUAGAAAUAGAGAUUAUGUAAAAAGAAAAAUCUUAUCACGCUGCAAAAGAAAAAAGAAUUUCUAAUUUAAAAAGCACUUUUUCAUUACUUUUUGCAACAAGUUAAAAAAUAUCAGAUUUUGCUAAAGAAAAGAUGGUCUCAAAUGAUUAAGUUAUUGCAUAAAUUGAAGUUAUGAAAACAUAAGGUUUAUCAAAAGAAUUAAAAGUUAAUUAGGAUGUGGAAGAUGUAUAUAGAAGAAAAAGAUAAGAAUAAGAAGAAAGAUUAUUAAGAGAGUAACAAGAAUUAGAAGAAAAAAGAGCUAAGGAAUUAGAAGAAAAAAAUCUCUAAUCUAAUUAAUCUCAAAAUAAAAAUUUAGAUUCAAAUAAUAAAGAUGAAAAUGAAGAAGUAAAAUUUACUAUAUUUUUAGAUAUAAGUAAAUGCAGUAGAUGCAUAAGAAGUAAAAGCAGCCUAUGAUGAAGUAGAUUCAGAUGAUGAUGAUUAAGAUGAAAAUGAAGAAAAAUAAGAUUGGAUUGUAAUUUAAUAAUUUCUAUUAUUAUUAGGUACUUUCUACUGAUUCACAAAUUAUUCAUAUUUAAAAAACUCUCUUUCCUGAUAAAGUUAAAACUUAAGAAAAUAAAAAUCUUGCUAAACAAAAAAAUUAAGGGGAGUCUUUAAAAACUUUAAUGUAAAAAAGAAAGAAGAAUUGA
Molecule: messenger RNA, 1772 nt
Organism: Paramecium sonneborni
Lineage: Eukaryota; Ciliophora; Oligohymenophorea; Peniculida; Parameciidae
Source: the annotation of a GenBank genome assembly